AGAGGUUGAGAAAUAGAAAGAGAAAGUGAGAGUGUGCGCCCACACAUGGCAGCUGUCUCCAGCCCAUUUUCCCUCCCCCCAUCGCCAGUCCCCUCUUUAUAUACCCCCUCAAAUCCUCCAUCUCUCUCUACCACCACCCCAUCCACCUCUUUUCUCCACAUCCACCGCCACCGCACAAAGAAAGAAAGAGAAUGGAAGAAAGAAAAAAACCCAGCAAAAUAUCUCUUCAUUAUUUCUUAUGUUUCUUUCUAUUACUCACAUUAUCUGCUACUUCUUCAGUAGCAGCAACAACGACAACAAAGCCAAAGGAGCAAACUUUGAACACCCAAAAAGCUGAAUACUUUAACCCCAAGCUUCCACCGAGAACUCUGUCCACUUCCAAAAAGUUCGAAGGCUCAUCAAACCUUGUCGACCUUCGUUACCACAUGGGUCCUGUCCUUUCCUCUUCACCGAUCAACAUCUACCUCAUUUGGUAUGGUCGUUGGUCCCUUUCCCAAAAACUCCUCAUCAAAGACUUCAUAACCUCCAUCUCCCCUUCCGCCACUCCAGCUUCGUCACCUUACCCUUCCGUUUCCGAGUGGUGGAAAACCGUUUCUUUUUACACCGACCAAACCGGUGCCAACGUUUCCCGAACCGUUGUCAUAGCUAAAGAACACACCGACGCGCGCUAUUCCCACGGUUCCCACCUCACGCGCCUCUCCGUCCAACAAGUUAUUGCCACCGCCGUCAAAACCGCUCCUUUCCCCGUCGACCACCGUAACGGAAUCUACUUAAUCCUCACCUCCCAUGACGUCACCGUUCAAGACUUUUGCCGUGCCGUCUGCGGCUUCCAUUACUUCACAUUCCCGUCCAUGGUGGGUUACACUUUACCCUACGCUUGGAUCGGGAACUCGGGGAAACAAUGCCCCGAGGUCUGCGCUUACCCCUUUGCCGUUCCGGGCUACAUGGGCGGGGGUGGGCCAGGGGCAUUGGCCCCACCGAACGGAGACGUCGGCGUGGACGGGAUGAUUAGUGUGAUUGCUCACGAAUUGGCUGAGCUGGCGACGAAUCCGCUGGUCAACGCGUGGUACGCCGGGGAGGAUCCGACGGCGCCGACGGAGAUUGGGGAUCUUUGUGAAGGGUUGUAUGGAACGGGUGGAGGAGGAGGGUAUAUCGGUCAAGUAAUGAGAGAUGGAAAAGGGAGGACUUUUAACAUGAAUGGGAAUAAAGGAAGGAAAUAUUUGGUGCAGUGGGUUUGGAGUCCUGUGUUGAAAGCUUGUGCUGGUCCAAAUGCUUUGGAUUAAUUAUUUUUUCUUGGUUAUGUUUUUUGAAAUCAAGUUCUUAUCUCUGGAAUCUUGAUUUUUUUAUUAUGUGUCAAGGGGGAGAUAGUUAUGUAUACAGAGUACACCGGUGCAGAUUAUGAAUUAGUUUUUAGAGUUGUAUAAAGAGGUGGAUGGUGAGGGUGAUGACUGAAGGGGUGUGUAGAUUUGAUUUUGUAAUAUUUUUAAUUCAUAAUUUUAUAGCAUUAUUUUUCUUUAAUAUAUUUGGAAAAUUUCAUCUGAA
This is a messenger RNA of Theobroma cacao (cacao), 1542 nucleotides long. RefSeq names its product EXORDIUM like 5 (gene EXL5). NCBI's taxonomy places the organism in Eukaryota, Viridiplantae, Streptophyta, Magnoliopsida, Malvales, Malvaceae. The record is from RefSeq and is a predicted model, not a curated record.